Messenger RNA from Mastomys coucha (southern multimammate mouse), 1028 nucleotides. Its product is annotated as olfactory receptor 10G4. The record is from RefSeq and is a predicted model, not a curated record. Lineage: Eukaryota; Metazoa; Chordata; Mammalia; Rodentia; Muridae. Gene Ontology annotation, biological process: G protein-coupled receptor signaling pathway. Gene Ontology annotation, cellular component: membrane. The coding region runs from base 77 to 1009 and encodes 310 amino acids. Gene Ontology annotation, molecular function: G protein-coupled receptor activity; olfactory receptor activity. The transcript has a single exon.
AUACAGUAGCUACAUAGAGAAGUAAUUCUCUGUUCUCAGUUACAUGAAAAUUGAAAUAAACAAACGAUGAGAAGAAAUGUUAAAUGGAAGUGUAGUGACCAUAUUCUUCCUCUCAGGUCUUCCCCACCCACCAGUCCUAGACACCAUGCUCUUUGGACUCUUCCUUGUCAUUUAUAUUCUUACUGUGUUGGGAAACCUUCGCAUCCUGAUGGUAAUCAGGGUGAAUUCCCACCUCCACACACCCAUGUACUACUUCCUCACCAACCUCUCCUUUAUAGAUAUGUGGUUCUCCACAGUCACAGUACCCAAAUUGCUGAUGACUUUGGAGUCGCCAGGGGGUGGGGCCAUCUCCUUCCACAGCUGUGUGGCACAGUUCUAUUGCUUCCACUUCCUGGGCAGCACCGAGUGUUUCCUCUAUACAGUCAUGUCCUAUGAUCGCUACCUGGCCAUCAGUUACCCACUCAGGUACAGCAGCAUGAUGAGCGGGAGAGUGUGCGCCCUCCUGGCAGCAGGUACCUGGCUCACUGGUUCCCUGCACUCUGCUGUCCAGACCACACUGAUUUUUCAUUUGCCCUACUGUGGACCCAACCAGAUCCAGCAUUAUUUCUGUGAUGGGCCACCCAUCCUCAAGCUGGCUUGUGCAGAUACCUCAGCCAUUGAGAUGGUCAUCUUUGUGAACAUCGGGGUAGUGGCUUCGGGCUGCUUUCUUUUGAUUUCGCUGUCCUAUGUGUCCAUUGUCUGCUCCAUUCUGAGGAUCCGCACUUCAGAGGGCCGACACAGAGCUUUCCAGACAUGUGCCUCACACUGCAUCGUGGUCCUCUGCUUCUUUGUGCCCUGUGUUUUCAUCUACCUGAGGCCAGGCUCCAGGGAUGCUGUGGACGGAGUGGUGACAGUUUUCUACACUGUGCUGACACCCCUACUCAACCCUGUUGUGUACACCCUGAGGAACAAAGAGGUGAAGAAAGCACUGGUUAAACUCAAAGACAAAGUAACGUUUUCUCAAAGAUAAUUUUAACACUUUAAAGGAG